Messenger RNA from Polychytrium aggregatum, 578 nucleotides. RefSeq lists its product as uncharacterized. The transcript has 3 exons. Bases 107 to 490 code for a protein of 127 amino acids. Lineage: Eukaryota; Fungi; Chytridiomycota; Chytridiomycetes; Polychytriales. The record is from RefSeq and is a predicted model, not a curated record.
CAUCCGGCCUCGAGGCCGCUGCUCCUUGCCCUGCCGCAAACCACCACCACAAACACCCAUCGCAGCGCUCCAGCAGAUCGUCUUGUCCGUGUGCGCCGCCCUGGUAAUGUCCGAGCAGACGAAGCAUACGCCCCUGUCGCUCCUCACGCCCUACUCUGCCGAUAUCUCGGUGCGAUUCAAGGUCGUCGAUUUGCUUGUCCAAGUCAAGCUGCCAGCACACACCCCCAAGCAGCACCGAGUCGCCGAGUUCCUGGUCGGCGAUGAAAGUGGCAUCGCCAUUGUGCAAGCCAAAGAUGACCAGAUCGACCGUCUCGUUGUUGGCGAGACCUUUGUGAUGAGCCAUGCUCGAGCCAAAAUGUACGACGGAUACCUGCGACUUGUGUCAGAUCCCUUCCAAGUCGAAAGUAUUGCCCUCGAGACACCACUUGAGAUCCAGACCCAGACCGACGCCAGCAGUGUGCUUUGGGAGUACGGCACGCCGAUCCAAUAGGCCGCAUAUCGAGGCGAUGCAUCAGGUCGAGGCGGAUCAUGUUCGAGAGGACGCAAUCGUUGCAAUACAGCAUUUGAGGACUGCGGUA